UAGGUGAAGCAGGCACCAUGUUGGAGGGGUCGCUGGGCGGAAACUUUUCCCACAUCACGUUCGUGUUCAGAGGUUUUCCCGAGCUGCAGAAACACCGCCGUCUGCUGGCGCUGCCGUUCUCCGCCUCCUACCUGACGGUGCUGCUGGGAAACUGUCUGCUGGUGUACGUGAUCCGCAGCGUGGAGACCCUGCACAGCCCGAUGUACCUCCUCAUCUGCACGCUGUGCGUCGUCGACGUGCUCGUGGUGACCGCCAUCAUCCCCAACAUGCUCCUUGGUCUCCUCUUCGACUGGGACGAGAUCUCGCUGGCCGGCUGCUUGACUCAGAUGUUCUUCACUCACUUCCUCUCCUCGCUGGAGUCGACGUUGCUGCUUGCGAUGGCACUCGACCGCUACGUGGCCAUCUGCCAGCCGUUGCGCUACGCCAAAAUCAUCAACUCUUCCGUGUUGGUGAAGUUGCUGCCCUUCGCUCUGGUGCGCAGCGGCUCCAUCAUGGCGACGCUGGUCGCUUUGGCCGGUUCGCUGCGCUACUGCGGCUCCGACACCAUCGAGCACUGCUACUGCGACCACAUGGCGCUGGUGAGCCUGGCGUGCGGCAGCACGGAGAAAAACAGAGCGGCAGGACUCGCUGUGAUCGUCUGCUUCGUGGGCGUGGACAUACCGCUCAUCUUCCUCUCCUACGUGAAGAUUUUGAGCGCGGUUUUGCGAGCGACAGCGGACGGCGAGGAACGCUGGAAGGCGUUCCAUACAUGCGGCACUCACCUUAUCGCCAUGAUGUGUUUCUACCUCGUGGGUAGCGUCACAUUCCUCUCGCACAACCUGAACAUCCCCAUACCGACGGACGCCAAUACCUUCAUGGGACUCGUGUACAUUCUGUUCCCGGCGACAGUCAACCCCGUCAUCUACGGAGUUCGAACUAAAGAAAUUCGGAAGGGUUUUUUUAGGAUUUUUCAAGUCAGAGUGAAGACAAUAAGGAAGGUUUCUCCUAUGGAAAAGGACAAACAUGACAACAUUUUGUCUGACCAAACAUGCCUGUGA
Molecule: messenger RNA, 1037 nt
Organism: Sander lucioperca (pikeperch)
Lineage: Eukaryota; Metazoa; Chordata; Actinopteri; Perciformes; Percidae
Gene: or55e1
Product: odorant receptor, family A, subfamily 112, member 1
Exons: 1
Coding region: 18-1037 (339 amino acids)
Biological process (GO): G protein-coupled receptor signaling pathway
Cellular component (GO): membrane
Molecular function (GO): G protein-coupled receptor activity; olfactory receptor activity
Source: RefSeq, a predicted model, not a curated record